AUGUUGAGGAGGAUCCGUCACUCGCUGAUGUGUUUCCCAAGACGCCGGUGCGAUUGCGACUCCGACAGUGACUCUUCCGGAGCUCAACCCAACCGCCCACGGGAAAUAGCACCAAAGCGUGCCCUACGCCAAUCACUUCCUAAGAAUGUGGUCAGAGGCGCAGCUCCAGCUAACCAGCCCCAAGCCAGCAGUGAAUAUGAAGACGGCAGCGAAGAUGAGGAUAGCAGCGAUGAUUAUUAUCCUCCAGCUCCCCCACCCAGUGAGGUUCCCCUAUAUAAUGAGGUUUCUCACACGGGAAUAACACCCGCGAUGAGUGAGACAAAUCUCGAUGAUGACUCUUCCUCUAAUGACCCAUAUUCUCGCCCAUCAAGAAAUACUCGCACACACGAGGUAAGUAAUACUGAUCCCAAAGACGCUUCAUCUAGUGGUGACCUUCAUUCCCUCGCAACAAGAAAUUCACGCACAGGUAUUACUCCUGAGAUGAGUGAUGCCAGCAUCGGUGAGUCCCAAUAUAAAUCCUUCCCAGAAUCAGGAGAAAGCUCUCUGUUCGUGAGUGCCGGUGAAUACAAUACCGAUGAAGAUGACUAUAAUGGAGCUGAUGAAGACAGCCUUGAUUUGAACCAAUACGACGAUGAAGAAAUGCACGAUGAUCUGGGAGAGCCCGAAACAUCCGACCAUUUGAGCCAAUCAUGGCCGACAAAUUCUAGUGACAGGAGACGUCGACGUUCGCUAGAUAGCCAAGCUCGAGCCGAUGCCGAACACAAGGGUCUUUAUGGAUCGAGGGGCAGUAGUGGCAGAAGCAAGCGCCAGCGUCUUGAAGGCUCAUCUGACACCGCAAGCGGGAGAGUGAGAACCGGCAUCGAACCGACCGUGAAGGACGUCACCAGGUAUCGAAAUAUAGGAGCACGAUAUCAAGCAUGGAUCGACAACCCGGAAGCGCCAGGGUGCCGAAUUCAACGAGCAACAUUAACUAUAGAAGAGAUGAUUAACGAAGCUCAACCAAUGCCUUGGAAAAUCGAUGAAUCGUGCUUCACAGUCGAGCCUAUGGCAUUAGAAGGCGGCGAUGUCGAAUCGAUGAAUAUUGCUCGCGGUGGUCCGCGAUACCGUUACACACACCUCCGACGGGAUCCGGGGCCCAACGCGCUCGCAGCUAACGAAUUUGAACACCGGAUUGCUCGGGGUGUUCUUGUUGCGGAGAGAAUUUUUAGGGAAGACGGUCCUCAUUGGAAUGAAGUUGCUCGGGCUCAAUACUUGCUUGAUUUUAACUUGAAAACUCUCAGGCAUGUUAUCUUUACCGAUAUCAGCAAUGAAGAAACAGCUCCAUAUAUACGCCAUGAACUCUAUCCCAGAUUUGGUGCUACCUGGUCACAGUCAAGCAAAGUUGGGUGUAUGGUAUUUGAACAUGGUAGUGCUGAGUAUCAAGAACUCCUCGGAACUAAGUUGGGUAAAUCUGUGGCUUGUCUUAUUCUUUCUUCAUUCCCUAGGGGUACCAUGAAGAUCACUCGGAUUGUCACUUGGUGUAAUUCGACUGCGCCGCAGAUGCGAUUUGAGAUUGAGCCUGUUAUUGCUGCGCCUAUUGCCUUUGCUACGGCUGCAUGA
Penicillium expansum is the source of this 1599-nucleotide messenger RNA. RefSeq lists its product as uncharacterized. NCBI's taxonomy places the organism in Eukaryota, Fungi, Ascomycota, Eurotiomycetes, Eurotiales, Aspergillaceae. The transcript has a single exon. Bases 1 to 1599 code for a protein of 532 amino acids. The record is from RefSeq and is a predicted model, not a curated record.